AACAUUCUUUCCGCCUUUAGUUGUCCCAAACAGGAUACAGCGAGCGGCAUGACGGUUACUUUCAGAGCCACACCACUUUGCCACAAACAGGCAACCUCAUGUUGCUCCCAUUUCGUGAGAAAACUCUCAAAGGGUAUCCGUGAAAUUAUUGUGAAGCGCAACGAUGCCACUGAUCUUUCUUCUCCUGCUUCUCAUCACCAAUUUCGGACGAUUUUGUGGCGUUGAACAUGAAACCAUGUGCACGUCCAAUGCCUGCUUCACUGUCCAUAUGGAGAAGGUGAGCUUUGACAAGGCCAGUCAGAGCUGCUUCCACAAUGGAGGCUACCUGAUGACAGUGAGAGACAAAGAAGAAGAAGAGAUUCUGCACUCUCUCCUCUCGCUGAUCCAGAAGGACAAGGGCAAACAAUUUUGGAUUGGAUUAAAGCUGCACAAAGGGAACUGUGUGUUGGCUGACAAGCCCCUCAGGGGCUUCAAGUGGGUGUCUGGGGACGAAGAUUCCCACUACUCCAACUGGAAAAAAGAGCCCGUGGACACCUGCACUGAGCGAUGUGUGUGGGUUAAUUAUAAUUCCCCCGAUGACAAUCAGCUGAAAUGGACUGCUGGAGCUUGCAAAGGUCCUUCAUUUUCUGUGUGUAAGUUUUACUUUAAAGGAAUGUGCAAUGCUCUGGAACUGUUGGGCUCCGGGCACAUAUCCUACACGCCUGCUUUCUCUGAGCAGCCAUUCCGAAACGUGAUGAAAUCCUUGCCACUUGGAACGUAUGCCGAAGUCAAAUGCAGUGAAAAGCGGCCCCACAUUUCUGUGUGCAUCCAGAGAGAUGACAAAUAUCAGUGGACUGUACCGGGUCCAUUUUGCCGAACAGAACAAGGAAACUGUGCGCGCGACAACGGUGGAUGCGAACACAUGUGCCAGCAGGACUCCGAUCGGGUUAAAUGCCUCUGUAAGCAAGGUUACGCUCUUGAGGACAAUGGACUCUCAUGUAAGAUACAAGACGCGUGCAGCGUGGAUACCUGUGAGUACGAAUGCGUCAUGGAAGAGCGGGGAGCAAGUUGUACGUGUCCCAUCGGGUUCACAUUGGCAGCAAACCAGCGCAACUGUUCUGACAUUGAUGAAUGCCAACAGUCAGAUUUAUGCAACGUUCACGCGUGUAUUAACACACCAGGCAGUUACGCGUGCGCAUGUCAGGAUGGCUUCGAAAUGAUCGAUGGUUACUGUCAUGAUCUGGACGAAUGCGUGCAUUCCCAAUGUACACACGGCUGCUUCAACACUGCUGGAUCUUUCUUUUGCUACUGUAAAGAAGGCUUUACUUUAUCAGAGAACGGCUAUGCAUGCGUGGACAUGGAUGAAUGCGCUACUGAGCGCUGUCACUUUAAAUGUGUCAAUACUGAAGGAAGUUUCGUCUGCAUAUGCCCCGGCGGCUUUCGUUUGGAUGACACUGGAAGGAAUUGCACGCCGCAUGUGACGAAGGUGACAUUAAAUGAAUCAGUGGGCCAGAAAACACACGGAAACCUUGAUGAGUUUGUAUCCAUGACGACAGUCGACCCCCCGGGGGCGCCCACUCCCACGGAUAUGCCUGGUGCCACGGUGUCCAUGCCCCCAAGCAAUGCAUCCCUGUUUGCAACUGCCAUGCUGGUCAACUCCAGAGUGCUCAUCUGCGUACUCGGCUCAGUGAUUCCUUUGCUGCUCAUCAUCACUGCGACAUUAACAAUUGCCAUUGUGCGAUGUCGUCGAUCGAGACAGGAAGCAAAGAAAAGUACAACAGACGGUUAUUGUUGGGUUUCCUCUGGCUUCGAUCCACGUUUAGAAAAACUCUAUGAAUCCAUCUUGACUGAUGACCUAUGACCUGAUGGAGAGGAUCGUCUUCCUCGCGUGGACCAUUAGCCUGCAGAGCUCUGAGUUUGCCGUGAGCCAGUCAACAUUUGAAGAUGAACUACAGCGCAGCGACAUGGCCUGCUUGAAUCUCCAGGUCCUUGUGACAGUGUCUCUUAU
This is a messenger RNA of Hippocampus comes (tiger tail seahorse), 1987 nucleotides long. RefSeq names its product CD93 molecule (gene cd93). Gene Ontology annotation, biological process: positive regulation of axonogenesis. The transcript is spliced from 2 exons. Bases 164 to 1840 code for a protein of 558 amino acids. NCBI's taxonomy places the organism in Eukaryota, Metazoa, Chordata, Actinopteri, Syngnathiformes, Syngnathidae. Gene Ontology annotation, molecular function: calcium ion binding. Gene Ontology annotation, cellular component: cytoplasm. The record is from RefSeq and is a predicted model, not a curated record.